Diaporthe citri is the source of this 678-nucleotide messenger RNA. RefSeq lists its product as uncharacterized. The record is from RefSeq and is a predicted model, not a curated record. NCBI's taxonomy places the organism in Eukaryota, Fungi, Ascomycota, Sordariomycetes, Diaporthales, Diaporthaceae. Bases 1 to 678 code for a protein of 225 amino acids. Gene Ontology annotation, molecular function: acyltransferase activity, transferring groups other than amino-acyl groups. The transcript has 2 exons.
AUGCCCUUCACAAUCGAGAAGGCAUCCCCGUCAGAUGCAAAGGCCAUCGCCGACAUCUACCAGGAUAGACCGGCCACGGCCUGGAACCGCCUCACCCACGGCACCGUCGACCCUUCGGUGUUCAACGCCGGGCUGGAGGACAUGUUCGCCGAGAGCCUCCGGGACCCGGACGAGGUGCUCUUCCUCGCCCGCGACGAGGACCACCCGGACCGCAGGGUCGUCAGCUACGUCAACCUCGCCGCGCGGCCCGCCCUGGCCCCCAUGACGGACGAGGAGAUCAAGCAGCAAAACGCAAAGUACCACGCCCUCCUCAUGCCAGGCCUCAACGGAGCCGUCCUCGUCGAGAUGUGGGAGAAGCUGGACCGCAUGCGCGAGCAGGUCCUUGCGGGCAGGGCCUGCCGCUACUUUUUCCUCGACAACGUCGGUACCCUGCAGGCCUACCAGGGGAGGGGCAUCGCGACCAUGCUGCUGCGCAGGGCCCUGGCCGAGUACCCGGACCGCGAGGGCGCGCCGGUCUUCCUGGACACGUCGGGCGACGAGGACGGCAGGGCGUGGCCUCUGUACGAGCGGCUGGGGUUCGCCAAGGUGGGAGGGUUCACUAUUGACCUGGCUGCACAUGGCAAGGAGGGCGUGCAUCACCAUCUUGGGAUGUUGAGGGAGCCGCAGGUUAUGAAGUAG